CGGUCGAAUGUAUCAACUCUCUGGAGAAGGAAAAAACAUAUGAAAAUAACUCGAUUCGGUGCUAUGCGACUAAGAUCUUCACAAAGAUACAUGGCUCAAGACAAGUCAAUUCACGAUGGCUCCAGUGAUCGAGGGAAGGCAGUGCUGCCAAUGAUCAAGAGCAUCAAUCCCGAUAAUAGUAAUGUCACCACAACAAAAGUCCCAAAUGCUCACAAAUCGAAAGGAAGGCUAAUGCAAAAUUCACACAAGAAUCACAAGUCAGAAACAUAUGAUGACUUGAAAUCAGAUUUCUCUCGUGAAAUUUUCAGUUCCUUGGAAAGUUAUCUCCCAACUGACAUGCUCACCAUCUCUCGUGCUGAAAAGGUUAAGUACAUGAGCAACAUUUUGCUCGAUUAUUUGCCACCAGGAAUGCGAAAUAGAGAUCAAAAGCAAAGAGAAUACAGACGCAUGAUACUUUCAAAUUAUAAGCCUCGACAUCAAGAGAUAUAUGUUGUUGAUCCUACAACUUUCUUUGUCCCAACAUUUCUUAAAGCAAUUUAUGAUAAUACAGAAGAAAGCAUUAGAAGUAUAGUGUCUGAGCCUGCUCCAGGCAUUUUUACAUUUGAGAUGUUUCAACCACACUUUUGUGAGUUAUUGAUAUCUGAGGUUGAAAAUUUUGAGAAAUGGGUUAAUCAAACAAAUUUUCAAGUUAUUCGUCCCAAUACAAUGAAUAAGUAUGGUGCUGUACUCGAUGACUUUGGCCUUCAAACCAUGCUUAACAAGCUUAUGGAAAGUUUUAUUUGUCCUUUGUCUAAAGUUUUCUAUUCAGAAAUUGGUGGAUCAACUCUGGAUUCUCAUCAUGGGUUUGUUGUUGAAUAUGGUAAAAAUAAAGACACUGACUUAGGUUUCCAUGUUGAUGACUCAGAGGUAACCUUGAAUGUUUGCUUGGGUAAACAAUUUUCUGGAGGAGAAUUAUUUUUUCGCGGCAUGCGGUGUGAAAAACAUUUACGCACAGAAACUCAUCCAAAGGAAACCUUUGACUAUUUCCAUGUCCCUGGACGAGCUGUGCUUCAUCAUGGACGUCACCGCCAUGGUGCUAGAGCUACAACAUCAGGUCAUCGUGUCAAUCUACUUUUAUGGUGUAGAAGUUCUGGUUUUAGAGAGAUGAUGAAGUAUAAAAAAGAUUUUUCUACUUGUUGUGCAAAAUGUUAUCAAGAGAAAAGUAAAAAGAUGCUCCAAUCAAUAGAAGAGGUAAAAUCGGCAUUGUCCAAGAAGGAAGGCAAACAAAUUACUUUAUCUAUUGGUGAUAAGCCUAAAGACAAAAGAACUACAUCAUCAUCUGUUGGUGAUAAGCGGAAAGGCAAACAAAUUGCAGCAUCUGUUGGUGAUAAGUGUAAAGUCAAGAAAACUGCAUCUAUUAGUGAUAAGUGGAAAGGCAAACAAAUUUCAUUAUCUGAUGAUGGUGAUAAGUGGAAGUGGGGGCUCAAAAAAUAA
This is a messenger RNA of Cajanus cajan (pigeon pea), 1473 nucleotides long. RefSeq names its product 2-oxoglutarate and iron-dependent oxygenase domain-containing protein CP2. Lineage: Eukaryota; Viridiplantae; Streptophyta; Magnoliopsida; Fabales; Fabaceae. Gene Ontology annotation, molecular function: L-ascorbic acid binding; oxidoreductase activity, acting on paired donors, with incorporation or reduction of molecular oxygen; iron ion binding. The record is from RefSeq and is a predicted model, not a curated record.